Molecule: messenger RNA, 1955 nt
Organism: Cercospora beticola
Lineage: Eukaryota; Fungi; Ascomycota; Dothideomycetes; Mycosphaerellales; Mycosphaerellaceae
Source: RefSeq, a predicted model, not a curated record
GUGAACUGAUCAAGCCCAUCAACUGACAUUCCACGCGCUGUCGCAUGCCCACUCUCCGCCUUGCUUUUUCCCCUUGCCGUCUCUUAAUCCUUCUUUCUUAUCCAUUUCUCGCUUGCGGUCGGUGAUAAACGAAUACAACGUCAUUUGACCCAUAUCGCAAAACAUCCCAGCUCCAGUCUGCGGAAAGGGACCAGGUGCUAUCAUAAGCGGACAAGGCAAGAGCUAGACCUGGCAGGACCAGCCUAUACCGGCCAACGCGACAAGGCGUGUGCGCGCGCGUGAGACGCAAUAUCAUGAUGAACAGGGAUACGCUUCGGGGCGCGUCACGCGAAAUGGGACAUCCUUCGAAGAAACUUAUCGCGGCAUAUGUUUUCGACUGGGUCAUUACUGUCGUCUUCGCGGCAGCCGGCGGCUUCCUGUCGUUCGUCCACCCGACCCAUCGAGCUUUCUCGCUCUUGAACACCGAAAUAUCAUACCCAUACGUGGAGGAAAGCAUCCCGGCAUGGCUGGUCGGUGUCAUCGCAGGGCUUGCCCCAGCGCUCAUCAUUGCUGUGGUGGCCCUGGUAUUUGUGCCUGGACGUGAAGUGCGACGGUUUUCGACGAGGUCGCAGGUACUGAGGUUGAAGCUAUGGGAGUUGGAGAAGGGCCUUGCGGGACUAUGCUUGUCUCUCGCGGUGGCAUUCUUUGUUACGCAGGGAAUGAAGAACAUGUUUGGAAAACCGAGGCCAAAUAUGCUGGCGAGGUGCAAUCCCAAUGUGGAAGAAGUUAGUUCUGCCUAUCGAGGCGGAUAUGGACAAGACAUCAGUAUGCGCUGGACCAUGGUCGACUCGUCCAUUUGCCAGGAGACAGACGAGGAGACUCUACAAGACGCCUUCCGAUCUUUCCCCAGCGGACAUGCGUCUUGGUCCUGGGGCGGACUCCUCUAUCUUACUCUCUUCAUCUGCAGCAAGUUUGGCAUCGGACUACCACAUCUACCAGUAGUCUUCUCGUCAACAGAGCAGAGACAAUCCCCUACGAACGAACACGAACUCCUUCCCCUCCAUGCCAACCGAGCACGCGGCUCCUCGAUGGAAACCGAACGCAAGGACGCCGAAGACAGCCCAGGCGAAUACGCAGCUCCCCACGCUCUCCAUCAACACAAUCGCUCCCUUGACAACAACAACUUCACCGCAAACACGAGCUACAGUAACGCCAACCGCAACAACUACCCAACAUCCACAUCCUCCAAUCCCAUCAGCGUCCGUAACGCAGCAGCCGCCCCACCAAACUACCUAAUUAUUCCAGCCCUCACGCCUAUCGCCGUCGCAGUCUACAUCUGCUCCACGCGCUUCGCCGAAUACUACCAUUUCGGCUUCGAUCUCAUUUUCGGCUCCCUAAUUGGAAUCGUCACCUCCUGGCUCGCGUUCAGAUGGUACCAUCUUCCAAUCUCGAGAGGCCAGGGCUGGGCAUGGGGAGCCAGAUCCAGAGAUCGCGCAUUUGCAUUCGGUGUGGGAACGAGUGGAUGGGUUUCAGAUGCUGGUUGGUCGAGUAAACGAGCGAGUCCUGCGGAUGUGAGUGCUAAUCCUGUUCCUGUUUGAGCACGGCGAUUAUGAGAGAAAGACGAGAAGAUGGUGUGCUUAUAUUGUAUUUGCGAACCUGUGCUGAGUCUUUUGUUCUCUUCGCAGAUUGAUAUUUCGAAUCGUGUAUAGAGAAGUUGUUGUAACUUCUGUUCUCCUACUCUUCUCCGCAUUGAAAAUGAGAGGGAGUGGGGAGGCGGAAGUCUCGAUUCGAUUCGAUUCGAUUCGAUUCUGGUUGUAUGAUUGAUUUAGCGUUGGCGCAAGGUUGAGAAUAAUCGGACCAAGGGGCGGCGAGGGGGUAGGAGAGAGAAGCGGAAAAGUUGAAGAACGGACAGCGAAACAGGCAGAGGAAACAGUUUCGAGUUGUAUUGGCACAGCGGACGAUGAGAUAAUCCCAGU